Molecule: messenger RNA, 3147 nt
Organism: Penaeus monodon (black tiger shrimp)
Lineage: Eukaryota; Metazoa; Arthropoda; Malacostraca; Decapoda; Penaeidae
Gene: Cdc5
Product: cell division cycle 5-like protein
Biological process (GO): mRNA splicing, via spliceosome; regulation of transcription by RNA polymerase II
Cellular component (GO): spliceosomal complex; Prp19 complex
Molecular function (GO): DNA-binding transcription factor activity, RNA polymerase II-specific; RNA polymerase II transcription regulatory region sequence-specific DNA binding
Source: RefSeq, a predicted model, not a curated record
ACUUGUUUUCCCCGACAUGCUGUAAACAAACGUCGAGACAAACAGCCCAGAUUAGUGGGUGUUUUUUUUUCCUCUUUUACAAGUAUCUCGUGAAUUAAGCCAAGAUGCCUCGUGUUAUGAUCAAAGGAGGUGUUUGGAGAAACACAGAAGAUGAAAUCCUCAAGGCAGCUGUUAUGAAAUAUGGCAAAAACCAGUGGUCCCGUAUUGCAUCACUGUUGCACAGGAAAUCAGCCAAGCAGUGCAAAGCUCGCUGGUUUGAGUGGCUCGAUCCUAGCAUCAAGAAGACCGAAUGGAGUCGAGAAGAGGAUGAGAAGCUGCUUCAUCUUGCUAAGCUCAUGCCGACACAGUGGAGGACCAUCGCACCCAUCAUUGGCAGAACUGCUGCUCAGUGUCUUGAGCGCUAUGAAUAUUUGCUGGACCAGGCACAGAAGGGAGAGGACGAUGAAAACGUUGAGGACCCGAGGAAGCUCAGGCCGGGAGAGAUUGACCCUAACCCAGAGACCAAGCCAGCCCGGCCCGACCCUAAGGACAUGGAUGAGGAUGAGCUGGAGAUGUUGUCUGAGGCUCGCGCCCGUUUGGCGAACACGCAGGGCAAGAAAGCCAAAAGAAAGGCAAGAGAGAAGCAGCUGGAGGAAGCACGUAGACUUGCUGCUUUACAGAAAAGGAGGGAGCUGCGUGCUGCUGGUAUUGACUUGCCACAGAAGCGCAAGAAGAGGAAAGGUAUUGACUACAAUGAUGAGAUCCCCUUUGAAAAGCGACCUGCUCCAGGCUUUUACGACACCUCGCAAGAAACGUAUGACCCCAUGCAACCCAACUUCAAGCGCCUCAGGCAGCAGCACCUGGACGGGGAGAUGAGAUCUGAAAGGGAAGAUAAAGAGAGAAAGAAGGACAAGCAGAAGCUCAAGGAUCGAAAAGAACAGGGAGUUCCCAAUUCAGCUUUUGAGAAUGGGGAUGCAGCUAAGACUAAGAGAAGCAAAUUGGUGCUCUCGGUGCCACAGAUAUCAGAGGAGGAGCUGGAACAGGUUGUAAAAUUAGGAAAAGCUUCAGAAGCUGCUAGAGAAUUAGCAGAAGAAGUAGGAGGAAGUGGAGCCUCUCAGGCCCUCUUAGCUGACUACACAGUCACACCAGGCCAAGCCAUGCGCACUCCUCGCACUCCAGCAGACAUGGACAGAGUCAUGCAAGGAGCACAUGAUAUCAUGGCAUUAACGCAUGUGGAUACACCUUUAAAGGGGGGUAUGAACACUCCUCUCAGCCAACAAGAUUUUGGUGGUGUUGAGCCAAAUAAAGCUUUGGUUCAGACUCCUAACACGGUUCUAGGCACUCCUUUCCGAACCCCCUCGGGCACCCAGAUAACAACUCCAGGUCGGACUCCAAUAGCUGCUACCCCACGUGGCCAACAGUCAGCAUUACCCUCUACCACCCCUGGGGCAACCCCAAUUAGGGACAAGCUAAGCAUCAAUGAGGAAGGUGCGCUGGUCCCAAUUGAUGAUCGUCAGGCUCUCAAAGCAUAUCAGCGGAAUAUGAGGGACUCGCUUCAGGCUGGCCUUAGGUCUCUUCCAGCUCCUAAGAAUGACUUUGAAAUUGUUGUACCUGAGGAUGAUGGCCAGGUUGGUGAGGAGGACAAAGAGCAUGGGGAGGCAAUGGUGGAAGAUCAAGCAGAUAUUGACGCAAGAGCUGUAGCUGACGCUGCUUUACGUAGGGAAGCUGAAAUGAAAAAACGCUCACAGGCAGUUCAAAGAAAUCUUCCCAGACCUCAAGAAGUCAACUCAUCUGUUUUAAGGCCGAUGCAUGCUGAUGUGCACUUAUCAGACCAACAAAAGUCAGAAGAGUUGAUUAAGAGAGAAAUGGUAACAAUGCUUCACUUUGAUGCAUUACACACACCCACAGGACCUCCUAACAGGAAAGGAAGUGUAGCAGCAGAGGCCCAACACCGUGACCAUCUAGAGAGACAUCCAUACAAAAGAUAUGGUGAAUCUGACAUAGAAGAAGCUAGGGAUAUGUUAAGAGAAGAGAUGAAUGUUGUCAAACAGGGAAUGGGUCAUGGUGACCUUACCCUGGAUGCUUACUCUCAGGUAUGGGAAGAAUGUCUGGCUCAAGUGUUGUUCCUGCCCAGCCAGAGUAAAUAUACUCGGGCUAGUUUGGCUAGUAAAAAGGACAGAAUUGAGUCUUUAGAGAAGCGCUUAGAGCAGAACAGGCAGCACAUGGCGAAGCAGGCCAAGAUUGCUGCAAAGUUAGAGAAGAAGCUGAAGAUUUUAAUGGGUGGAUAUCAGGCCCGAGCUGCAUCCCUAGCUGCCAGCCUCCAGGAUUCUGUUACUCAGGUGGAAACCGCUAGACUGGAGCUGUCCACAUUUACGUUCCUCAAGCAGAUGGAAACUAUUGCAAUUCCACGGAGACUUGCAACCAUAUCAGAGGAUGUUGCAAGGCAGACAGAGAGAGAAAAAGAGCUCCAGAGGAGAUUCGAAUUGUUGCAAAGAAGGCUUGAAGAUCUAAAAGGACCUGCAACAGCAGAGUCAGUAGCAGAUCAGUAAAAGUAGAGAACAUUUACAUAAUUGAAGGGGUACUUGUUGAUAACAAAUGACAGAAAAGUGACAUUAUACAUUAGUCAAAAUUAAGUAAUUGGUUGAAGUUGUGGGGACAGUACCAGCAGUGAGUGAUUACACUCACUGAUUUUUUUAAGGAGGCAGAUGCACUUGCAAGGGUAGUGACAAUUGGCUGAAUCCAAACCAUCCAAAUAACAUUGUUGAAUUUCAACUGAAUAUCAUUACUGAUCUGUUAGACUAUCGUCAGGCAUCACCAACAAGUCAAGUGCAUCUUUGCCUCAUUAUAGAAAUGAAGUACAAUUCUUGUGUUCUCUUUUGUGAUGGCCAUUCUUUUAGCUUGUAUUUGUUCCAGUAUUUCAGUGACAGGUUCAGGUUAUUACAGUUACGAAUGAUGGGAUUUUUUUUUUUAUAAUGUUUUCAGAUUUAUUUAUUCUAGAGUGAUUUGAAAAAAAAAUUAAUGUGUUAACUGCUGGAUAGCAGUGGUUGGAUCAUAUGUUCCUCCAUCUAAAAUUCUAGGUAUUAACUAGAAUUGCUGAAGAAAAUGAAUACCCAUAACAAAUGUAUACAAAGCUGUUUGGCUUUCUUAAAAUAAAGUUGUAAAAUAUAC